AUGCCAUCCGAAAAACACGAAACCCCGUUCAAGGGCGGACAGACUAAUUCCGGGUCCAACAAAGACAGUAUUGCGCAAGUGGGAAGUCCAUCGGGUGUAACGAAAACCAAAAUGUUGCAUAUCGGUGAGAUCAGGCAUGUCGGCCAAGUCUCCGGAUACGACCAGCACCCCCUUCCAUUCCACGCUCCGAAUCCCUUCCUUCGGCAGGCAAAUCCUUGUGUCACUCAGUCGAACUCUGCGCAGGGAGAUUCGAGCGGAAACGGCGGUUUCAUGAAAAUCUACGGUACGGAGACAGUCACACGGAGGCAUGGCGUGCAGACAUUCAUGAAGCCGGAGGACUUCUUGAAGCUCUCUGACGACGGACGAAGAGCACUUGUCACUGCUGGACGGGCCGACAACCAGAACGGCGUUCACACUCCACCGCCGCCUCCUCCAGUGCUACUUCAAAUUCCUCCUCCACCUCCGCCGCCUCCAACAAUUCGAUUUCCUCCUCCAGCACCUGCGCCUACGAUCCACGUCGCCCCAGCACCGCCUCCGACAUUGGCUCAUAUACCACCGCUCCCACCUCCGCCUACUCACAAAGUGGGAUUCGUCUCGCUAGAGGGCAAGCACACCGCUGCACCGAGCCAAGCACCGACUCUGACACCGUCGGAUUCGAUCUCAAACAGGUCGGCUAGGACCAAACCUGCAACAGUCAAGGCUACGUUGGCGAAGGCAGCUUCUGCCAUCAAGCAUGCCAAGGGCGACAAAAGGUGCCAGCUUUGCCGUGAACCUUCGCAGGCACCAGAAAUCGAUGGCGUUCGAAUAUGCUCUGGUUGCGUUCAGUCGCAUCGCUACCUGGCCUUGCAGAGUUCAGCCAAACGAAAAUCCUCCAGGUGA
Molecule: messenger RNA, 879 nt
Organism: Exophiala xenobiotica
Lineage: Eukaryota; Fungi; Ascomycota; Eurotiomycetes; Chaetothyriales; Herpotrichiellaceae
Exons: 2
Coding region: 1-879 (292 amino acids)
Source: RefSeq, a predicted model, not a curated record